Molecule: messenger RNA, 1476 nt
Organism: Drosophila bipectinata
Lineage: Eukaryota; Metazoa; Arthropoda; Insecta; Diptera; Drosophilidae
Biological process (GO): arachidonate secretion; phospholipid metabolic process
Source: RefSeq, a predicted model, not a curated record
UGUUGUUGUUUUCCGGUUCGAGCUCGAGUUCGAGUCUGUUUUUUUAAAGCUGCGCAUGCGCCUCUUUUUGAAUCGUGGUUUUUUUUUGGCCAAGACCAGCGUUUAUUUUUUAAAGAGGUAGGAUAUUUCUAUCGCCGAAGGACUAUUUGGGUAGCGGCUCAGUCCAGCCGGCGAUGCCAUAGUGGCAGCUCCACCCGAUCCACCUGCAGAAACAACAAAAAAACCACUAACAAUGCCCUACAAUCUGUGGCUGAGGAGACGCCUCCAAUUGCUGGCCUCGGUGCUAUUCUGCUGCCUUCUCGGCUAUCUGACCUCGGCGGCAGUGGCCAAGCCGACAUUAUCCUUCAGCCUGCCGCAAGGACUACAGGGAUUCCCCUCGUUCCAGUCGUUCACACAGCAGAUCAUCGAACAGCGCAGCGUCCGGCAGAUGAAGACCUACAGCGGGAAGCGGGUGAGCAACGAUUCCCUCAUUAUGAUAUACUAUCACGAUCUGACCAUAGCCGUUACGGAGCUGGGACCCCAGAAGCUGUUGCUGGGCUGUGAGCUGAUCGAAAUCUACAACGACAAGGAGGGCAAGAUGCUCCUGGAAGGACUCUCACACUACAACCGCCCCCUGGAGAUCAAGUUUGAUGAAAUGCUGAAGCUGAUGGAUCAGUGCGAGCAUGUGGAUAAGAUCAGCUAUGCCUCCAGGCACAAGGCCAAGUUGGAAAAUGGCGAACGUAGCAGUGGUGGAGGUACAGGAGGAGAUGCCUCCUCGUCAGGAGACACCAAUGAUGGAGUGGCUCUGAAACUGGCCACCAAUAUCUUUCCAAGAAGUCCGUUCUCACUGCUGAGCGGGAUUAUACCAGGAACCAAAUGGUGUGGCACUGGAGAUAUAGCCGAGACCUAUAGCGAUCUGGGCAGUGAAAUGGCCAUGGAUCGUUGCUGUCGCCAGCAUGACCUCUGUCCGGUCAAGAUCCGGGCCUAUCAGCACAAAUACGAACUGAACAAUGAUUCCUUAUACACAAAAUCCCAUUGCAUUUGUGAUGAUCUGCUCUUCUCCUGCCUGAAGAUGACCAACACCUCUGCCUCGCAGCUGAUGGGCUCCAUUUACUUUAAUCUGGUCCAAGUACCAUGUCUGGAUGGGCGAAGCAAUCAUUACAAGUUCCGGGCGGCCAAGGAGGGUUUCUAGUUCCCAACCAGGACUACGAAAUGGGGCGGGGAGGGGGAUAUUAAACGGGGUGGGGAGAAACUAUGCUCAAUGUACAGGAGGCCAAAUGAAUAACAAGGAUAUAAAAGGAUAUAAUAAGAAGACGAUACCCUUUUUUUGUAUUUAUUUCGUUUUUUUAUUUUUAUUUUUACCAACAAUUAAUUAGGCCCGCUUUUUAAUUUUUUUUAUAUCGAAUAUUCAGUUAGCGUUAUCUAGAUAAGUAUAUAAAGUAGUGUUGCAAUCUUUGUUAUAAAAAAUACAAAUAAAAAUAUAAAUAUAUAUAUAUA